Molecule: messenger RNA, 1417 nt
Organism: Monodelphis domestica (gray short-tailed opossum)
Lineage: Eukaryota; Metazoa; Chordata; Mammalia; Didelphimorphia; Didelphidae
Product: gametogenetin-binding protein 1-like
Source: RefSeq, a predicted model, not a curated record
CUCUCUCUCCUGUUCUUAAGCAGUUGGAUCUGUGUGGCAGCAGUCAGCCUUCUCUCAGCUCCUUCUCUUUGACACAACCACUGUCUCAUCUUCCCCCUACGGAUGGAGCUCCCAGCACCAGUGACUCCCAGCUCCAGUCGUUCCUCAGUGCUCCGUUUCUUCAGGAGCCUAGUAGGGGGCAAAAGCAGUCAUCAAGACCCUGACCAGACCCUGGUCUUGGGCAGAAGCCAUAGCCUCCGGGAACAGGAUGUCAUCCCACUGAUGGGGAAGCAAAAUACCCCAGGGCCUAGUCAGGAGGAACUGGUUCUGGAGGCCAAGAUGCCCCAUACCCUCCACCUGUCAAGACCCAAGGGUUCUCAUCACCCAUCUCAGAUGGAUGUUGCAGGACUGGGAAUGGGGGACUCUGGCACCCAUUCUCCAUCAGAGCUCCAAGAGGAUGGAAUUCAGGGCCCUGAGGAGAAGCAGGCACUGGUGGUUGUAGGACAGGACCUACCCAUUGACCUUUUGGAGAAAGAGAAAGAGGAAGAAGCUGGAGAAGCCUCAGGCGAUAUGGGGACUAUGGGCAGAGGGCCUUUUGGCCAGGCCAUGUAUGGGGAAGAUGAAAACCUCCCGAUGGCCAUGGGGUCCCUGGAGAUCAGCCCAGAGGCCUUCAAAGCAGAAGAAGAGAAGGAGUGUCUACUCCAGAAAGACCUUAGAUUGGGCUCAGCAAAAGCUGAGGGAACCCCAUGGAAUCGACUCCUCAACAUGUACAAGCAGCUUCGGAAGCCAGCAGCAACUAAGGAAACCCUGACCCAUCAGAAGAAUGAGGAGGAUGGAGCAGUAGAAGAGGAAGAGGAAGUAGAGGAAGAAGAGGGCAAUUCUUUCAGUCUUAGUGUCCAUGGUUUUGCCACUCUCCAGUCACCAUUACACAAGACUUUCAAAUCUACAGACACAGUGGGCUUUGUGGAAACUGAGCUAAAGAAACUGCUGUCAGUUCAGAGAGAGUCCCGACUCUGGAAAACAGGUGGCCAGGAAGGUAGAGAACUUUUAAUCCAGCCUGAAGUCACUCUGGAAGAAGCAGGCAUUGUGGAUGGCCAGCACCUGCUCCUGGAAGAGAUGGAUGAAAUGGGAAAUUGGCCCCCAGGCUGAGACCUGAUGGUGGUUCUACUGAGUCUGCUCUCUCCCUCUACAGACACCUCAGAUGGGGGAGGAAUUGAGGUGGACAGGAUGUCCCUCUCUCCAUCUGGCACUUUCAUGAAGAUGGUGUCCUGGGUUGGGUUAUUACCUCAUGUCUAUGUGAUGGGCUUGGGUGGCACAGUCUGUUUGUUCUCCCAUUUGGGGCAUAUGACUGCCAUUGCUGGUAUUCAUACCCAGAAGGUGCCCCUCACUGAGCAGACUCAAGUCACUACUAUUAAAAAUAGUUUGGCUUUGCAUAUCA